AUGGGGCGGCGCGGCAGUAGCGGCUUGCCGACUCUGCGGGCGCCGACUCCGACCGGUGGCAUGCGCCACUACCUGUCCAAGCAACAGCCGCGGGGGCCUGAUGCGGCAGCCGUAGAGCGGGGCGUCGCGGCCGCCCUGCGAGCUGAGUUCGCAGCUGCGGACGGCCUCCAGCCGCUCGCCGGGGACGCGCGGCGCUACCACGUGCACUGGGUGCACCACCGCACGGACUCCCCAGGGGAUGUCCAGCCCGACCAGCUCACCCGGAAGCAGUUCUGGGAUCACUUGGUGCGGUGCUACGGCGAGGCGCACCCGAAGCGCGGGGAGAGGCACGCCAACGCCGCCCAGGAGGCCGACCGAGCAGUGCACUACCACGCAGCAGUUUUCACGGACACGCAGCACCGGUGGAAGUUCGUGAGGAAGCUCUCUGCAGACAAGUACAAGAUGCAGAUGCAUGCGGUGGCGCACGACGCGUACACCACCAUGCACAAGUACCUGCGGGAGCCGAGCGCCUCGAAGCCGCUCCACGAGCUGGACCCAGCGCUCUUCUUCUCGGUCGGCCACCCGACGGGCGACGCGCUGAAGCAGCUCCUGGAAAACGGGGAGAGGUACUGCCGCGUACGCCGCAGCAGGCGCCCUCGGGAGCAGCCGGGCAACGCCGACGACGACGAGGGCCAGGCCCAGAAGGCGCACAGGUCCCAGUUCGGCACGGUGUACAAGUGGGUGAUAGACCACGAACUCCGCGGCGACGAGGGCGUGGCGAAGUUCCACAAGCAGGCGGACGAGGAGCUGGCACAGGGCCGACCACACCUACUAGACUUCGCGAAGAAGCACUCGAACAGCCUGCGCGAGCAGAUUGAUUUUGUGUGGCACGUCUCCAUGGCCGAGGGAGCCGACGGGCGGCUGGGGCGCCUGGGCAAGUCGCGGCUGGAUAUCCUUGCCGACGCGGCCCUCCUAGGUGCGACCCAAGAGGAGGCGGCGGAGGCCUGCGCGAACGGCGGAGGCGCGUGUCUCGCCAUGUACGAGGCCAUCUUCGAGAGGCAGGGCCUGUGCCCAGAUAUGUUCUGCCGCCAGGUGUUCGAGGCGCUCGAGAUGGGGCGCCAGAAGGGCAACCCGGUCAUGAUGGUCGGGCCCCCAGACACGGGGAAAACUCCAGUGACGAAGCCUCUCGAGAAGAUAUACAAAGUGAUGGGCAUUCCGCAAUCCGACAGCUUCUGCCCUUUGGAAUUCAUCCGGGAUUACGAGUUGGUCCUUUUCCAGGACUUCCGCUACGCCCCCAGCCACCCGAAGAAGGGCGAGCAGGGAUUCCGCAAUCCGACAGACUUCCGCUACGCCCCCGGCCACCCGAAGAAGGGCGAGCAGGGCAUCCGGGUGGGCGAGGGGACCUUCAACCGCCUCCUGGAGGGACUCACGACGAAAAUCGGGGUUCCGAAAUCGGACGGGACCCGAGACUUUGAUUGUGAGGGCACAGCCCCGCUGAUUUUCACAGGCCCAUUCCAGAUCACAGCGUGCAGGAACGGCGUUCCCGACAAGAGGGAGACAGACCAGAUCAACAGCAUAGUGAAGUAUAUAUUCUUCAACGCCCUGGCGCCUCCGGUGCUGAACCGCUCCUUCAAGACGUGCGCGGUGUGCUGGGCCAGGUGGGUCCUGACGGGCGAGAUGACUUGCCGGUUGAAGGAGGGCAGACCACUGGGCGCAUUGCUUGAGGCCGUGCGGAACUGCUGCGUUCCUUGCAGCCCUGGCGCCAGCGGCUCCUUGCCGCCGCGCGUUGCCGCGAGCGCCCCGUCGGCAUCUGCGUCGGAGACCUUGGGGGCGGCGGCCCCGGCGUCGGCAGGGGCCCAGAUGAUGGCGGAGCUUGGUAAGCUGAUCGCCUGGCGCAGCCAGGGGCACCUGACGGAGGCAGAGUUCGGGGCGGCGAAGAGGAACCUUGGCCUGUCGUAG
Prorocentrum cordatum is the source of this 1938-nucleotide messenger RNA. The record is from the annotation of a GenBank genome assembly. NCBI's taxonomy places the organism in Eukaryota, Dinophyceae, Prorocentrales, Prorocentraceae.